UUCUUAUCGUUAUCAUACGUCAGUCGGAUGUCGAUGACGUCAGUUGUGUAUGUGAACAAUAGUUGCAAUUGCAUGUGAGUGACUAGUGUGUUUUGAUACUUGGUUUCGUUUUGGUUGUGCUGCCGAAAAUGGUAAACUUCAAUUUCUUCUGCACAAGUUUCCUCGUCUCGAUUUUAGUAUACAAAGCUGUUGUAGUGGCCAAAGACUGCAUCCCUCGCCAUUAUGGGAAGAGUAGCUUUGUAUGUGUCUGCAAUGCCACAUACUGUGACGACUCACCGACUGUUGGCGAUCUAGCGGCAGGCCAAGCUACUUUGAUCUCGUCCACUAGAGCAGACGCACGUUUCCGAAUAACCAACCUGACUUUCGUGGGCUUUUCAAAUUCACUUCUUGCAAACCAAAUAUUUAUAGAUCCUUCUGUUCAAUACCAAAAAAUUAUUGGAUUUGGUGGCGCAUUUACCGACGCAGCUGGAAUCAACAUUGCGAAGCUGUCGAUUUUGGCCCAGCAAAAUUUACUUAAGUCAUAUUUUGGAAGCGAGGGAAUAGAAUAUGGGCUGGGUAGAGUUCCUAUUGGUGGAAGUGAUUUUUCUACCUGGGCUUACACCUAUGACGAUUUUGCUGGAGAUAAUAAUCUUGAAAAUUUUUCCCUAACUAAAGAAGAUUUUUUCUUCAAGAUUCCGUAUAUCUCCUGGGCACAGAGUUUCAGUGCCAAACCUAUUAAGCUUCUUGCCAGCCCAUGGAGUGCCCCUGCAUGGAUGAAAAGUAAUGGCAAGCUUAAUGGCAAAGGGUAUCUUCUUCAAGAGUAUUACCAAGUAUGGGCAGAAUAUAUCGCGAGAUUUUUUGAAGAGUACAAGAAGCACGACUUGCAUUUUUUCGCCGUUACGCCUCAAAAUGAACCAGCCGAUGGAAAUAUCCCAGAUUUUCCAUUCAACUGUAUGGGUUGGACUCCAGAACAGCAGGCAAUGUUCGUCGGCCUUAAUUUAGGACCUACGUUGGAGGCCAGUGGAUUUGGAUCCAUUAAAAUCAUAAUUAUGGAUGAUCAACGCCUUUUGCUUCCGAAAUGGGCUGAUUCUGUUUUAAGUCAUCCUGUGGCGAAGAAGUACGUUGCAGGCGUGGCAGUUCACUGGUACUCGGAUCUGUUCACACCGGCAACAGUUCUAAGUAAUUUCCAUGAAAAAUUUCCGGAUCAUUUCAUUUUGGCAACUGAAGCAUGCGAAGGUGACAAACCGUGGCAAUCAGCGGUUAGUCUUGGAUCGUGGGAACGUCUUGAAUCUUAUGCCCACAACAUCAUAGAGGAUCUCAAUCAUUGGGUCACUGGAUGGAUGGACUGGAAUCUUGCGUUGGACGAAAACGGGGGCCCCAACUGGGCUGAAAAUUUUGUCGAUUCCCCCAUUAUUGUUAACAAAGCUAACGACGAGUUUUACAAGCAGCCCAUGUUUUACGCCAUGGGACACUUUUCCAAAUACAUACCUGAAGACUCGGUCAGAAUUGGAAUCGAUCUGAUUGACAAUUCAAACUUUUUCGGAACCGCGUUCAAACGUCCUGAUGGAAAGCGCACAGUCGUCCUGCUAAACCGAUCUAACGAGGACAAACUAAUCAUGUUGAUUGACCGCGAACGCGGUUCCUUGGAGUUUACAUGUCCCGCCCGCUCUUUAAAUACGGUGGUUUAUGGUUAAUACUUUCUUACGCGCAUGCCAAAUAUUCUAUAAGUAACUAGAAAAUCUUGUAACCGGACACAGUAAAUAACUCAAACGUUUUGUUAUUCUCGUUA
Messenger RNA from Daphnia carinata, 1768 nucleotides. RefSeq names its product lysosomal acid glucosylceramidase-like. The transcript has 15 exons. Gene Ontology annotation, molecular function: glucosylceramidase activity. Lineage: Eukaryota; Metazoa; Arthropoda; Branchiopoda; Diplostraca; Daphniidae. Gene Ontology annotation, biological process: glucosylceramide catabolic process. The record is from RefSeq and is a predicted model, not a curated record. Bases 129 to 1673 code for a protein of 514 amino acids.